CCCCUACCCCGCCCUAUAACGAGCAUAACGACAUCUACCCCGCACCCUUCGGCAAUAUAAGUUCAUAGCCAACCACCUGCGAACGAACAACUCAACGAACAAAUAAUAUUUCAUCCCUCUCCUGGUCUCCCUUCAUCACCUCACCAAUGGCAGGCGGAGCGGUCCUCGAGGAGAAGCAUGAGGAAGCACAACGCGACGUGAACGGCCCUCGCGUCGAGGCCCCCAUCACCAUCCGCGCAUACCUCACUUGCCUCUUCGCCGCUUUCGGCGGCAUCCUUUUCGGUUACGACUCGGGUUACAUCAACGGUGUCCAGGCCAUGACCACUUGGAAGAAUCAAUUCGGUCAUCUCCUCUCUGAUGGAACCGUCAAUGUCACCUCAUCCGAAUCUUCCCUCAUCGUCUCCAUCCUUUCUGCCGGUACAUUCUUCGGUGCCAUUUCUGCAGGCUACUUUGCCGAUGCCAUGGGCCGUCGGUACACCAUCAUCAUGGCUUGUGGUGUCUUCACCCUCGGUGUCAUCAUCCAGAUGGCUGCAGCCAACGUUUCCACCCUCGCCGGUGGUCGUUUCGUUGCCGGUCUCGGCGUCGGCAUCAUCUCGGCUACCGUCAUCCUGUACAUGUCUGAGAUCGCCCCGAAGAAGAUCCGUGGUGCUCUCGUGUCCGGAUACCAAUUCGCUAUCACCGUCGGGCUUCUGCUUUCCACCGUCGUGACCUAUGCGACCGAGAACAGGACCAACUCUGGUGCCUACCGUAUCCCCAUCGCCAUCCAAUUCUUGUGGGCGAUUAUCCUCGCCACAGGAUUGUUGGUGCUCCCCGAGUCGCCCCGUUAUUGGGUCAGGAAAGGCCAUCUCGAUAAAGCAACGCAAUCCCUAGUCCGUGUCCGUGGCCAGCCUGCCGAGUCCGAGUACAUCCAAGCCGAGUUGGCCGAAAUCCAGGCCAACUACGAGUAUGAGUUGUCCAUCCAGCAAUCCGGAUGGAUCGAUGUCUUCCGUGGCGGUUUCCACCCUGCCGGCAAUUUCCGUCGUGUGAUGAUCGGUACUUUCCUCCAGAUGUUCCAGCAAUGGACAGGCAUCAACUUCAUCUUCUACUAUGGCAAUGUCUUCUUCCAGCAAUCCGGUAUCCAGAACUCCUUCACCAUCUCCAUGGCUACCACCGCGGUGAAUGUCGGCUCCACCCCGGCCUCCUGGUGGCUCAUUGAAAAGUUCGGCCGUCGUUCACUCCUCAUCUGGGGUGCAGCCGGCAUGUUCGUCUGUGAGUUCAUCAUUGCCGGUGUCGGUGUAGGCCUGCCCGGAUCGCAGGCGGCGACCAUCUGCCUGAUCGUCUUCAUCUGCAUCUACAUCUCAUUCUUCGCCGUCACCUGGGGUCCCGCAGCAUGGGUCGUCAUUGGCGAACUCUUCCCUCUCCCCAUCCGUGCCAAGGGUGUCGCUUUGUCCACCGCCUCCAACUGGUUCUGGAACUGCAUCAUCGCCGUGAUCACACCCUACCUCGUCGGUACCCAGCCCGGUGACGCCAACCUCGGCCCGCGCGUCUUCUUCAUCUGGGGCUCCCUCUGCUUCACUUGCUUCGCCUUCGCCUUCUUCCUUAUCCCCGAGACCAAGGGCCUCUCCCUCGAACAAGUCGACCGCAUGCUCGAGGAGACGACGCCUAUGACGUCCGCCAAGUGGCGGCCUCAUGAUACCUUCGCCGGGGACAGGAAGGAUGUGGAGCACCACGAGCACAAGGAGACUGUUGUGUAACCGGUGCCUGAGUGAGAAAAUAAAGUUACGAGUCGGGUUGGUUUUUGGAGUUGGAGUAGUAGUUAUAAUGUGUACUUUUGAUUAUUCACGUAUCACGUCUUCAUCCCUCCGUGCAUGGUCUGCCUACGUGCCUCCAGUAAUCAGUUAUUCGGGUCUAAAGAACCAAUGGACAUCUUUCUG
Molecule: messenger RNA, 1913 nt
Organism: Dacryopinax primogenitus
Lineage: Eukaryota; Fungi; Basidiomycota; Dacrymycetes; Dacrymycetales; Dacrymycetaceae
Product: general substrate transporter
Exons: 1
Coding region: 147-1733 (528 amino acids)
Biological process (GO): transmembrane transport; carbohydrate transport
Cellular component (GO): membrane
Molecular function (GO): carbohydrate:proton symporter activity
Source: RefSeq, a predicted model, not a curated record